This is a messenger RNA of Penaeus indicus, 2998 nucleotides long. Its product is annotated as toll-like receptor 13. Lineage: Eukaryota; Metazoa; Arthropoda; Malacostraca; Decapoda; Penaeidae. Gene Ontology annotation, molecular function: protein binding. Bases 304 to 1782 code for a protein of 492 amino acids. The transcript has 9 exons. The record is from RefSeq and is a predicted model, not a curated record.
CCUGAUAACUUCGAUAAAGUUUCAGAGUCAGUACCACAGUGAGGGUGAUCGCCGCCUCUAUAAUGUUUCUUAAUAUCAAGGUUUUUGUGUGUUUACGAAGGCCCCUGAGUUACUAAACCAUUGCAAAGCAUCGACAGGGGAGUCAGUACGUGUUAUAACGGUUUCCAAGUAAGUUGAACAGUGUGAGGAGGUGGAUUCUAGUGUGGGAGGUGGUAUUAUCAUCAUAACAAGCCAUUUACGGAAAAAGAACUAGUAAGAAAUAUAGCGAGAAAACCAGGUACUUCGUCUCCACGUGAAAAAAAAAUGAGGACCAUUUCAGUGAUGGCGCUGCCGCUGUUGCUAAUGGCAGUGCAGCUGACAGUGCCUUCGCAAGCAUUUUCGUUUUUUCCGAACUUCUUUGAGAGAAACACAACCUGGGACCUCUGCAACAAAUGCAAGUGCCCGACCAUCCUGCAGGAGGCACGCGAACACGGGGUGAGCUGCCGGGAUGUGAAUCUGACCAGUUUAACGGACGGCGUCGUCAUCGAAAGAAACUUUUCGAAGGUCGACUUCUCCAAGAACAGCAUCGCCAGCAUCUCGAAGGACACGUUCAAGCCGUCGCACACCUUGAAGAGCCUCGACCUGUCUGCCAACGUCAUGGAGAGCCUCGGGGGCGGCGUCUUCCAGCCGUUGAGUUCGCUCGAUUCCCUGUCGCUCGAGAACAACUUGCUCAGCAGUCUGGACGAAGAGACAUUUGCCGGCAUAGGUAAUCUGACCUCGCUUGACAUGAGCUACAACAAGCUCUCCGACCUCCCCCCCGGAGUGUUCAAAAAUCUCCCCAAGCUGCAGUACCUCUCCCUGGCUUUCAACCCUUUGGCGAGCAUGAACGGGUCAGUCCUCUGGGGCAGCGAGAGUCUGGUGACCCUUGACCUGUCGGGAAUCGGGUUCAAGACUUUGCAUAAGGAUUUCUUCUCGAGUAAUAUGACAAAAUUGGAAAAGCUGAUUCUCGCCUUCAACGCAAUCGAGGUCGUCCCUUCAAAGGCCCUGUUCAACCUGCGGAACUCUCUCACGUACCUAGAUCUCUCUGCUAAUCCUAUCAAGACGCUGGGAGCUUACUCGUUCUUCAGCCUAAGUUACGUCAAGACCCUCAUCCUGAGACAGAUGCUCCAGCUGAUGUCGAUCGAGGCCUAUUCGUUCGGGGAUCUCGUCAGCCUGGAGAGGUGUGAGAUCGCCUACGCCCCCAGGAUCCUGACUUUGGAUGGCAAGGCUUUCCACACCAACAAAAACGGCACGGAUUCCGUCCUCCUGCUGGAGGAUUUCAGCUUCUCCUUCUCCGUCCUGCGCACCCUCCCCGAAGGCCUGCUCAAGUGGGACCACCUCCGCCAAGUGCGACUCGAGUACAACCAGUGGUGCUGCGACUGUAGCAUGAAGUGGGUCAAGAAUUCGAGUCUGAUGGACCUGGUCGGGGACAGGAUGAUAUGUUCCAGCCCUGACUUUUUACGCGGCCAUCGUCUCAGCAAAGUCAAUGACAAAGAUCUCAUAUGUGGAGUCACCCCGGUCUCUUCACACAAAGCACCCAUUUCUCCUCCUUCCAGGUCGUUCGGAUUCCUGGUCGGCCUGAUGGUCCUCGGCUUCGUCACGAGUAUGGCGACGGUGGCCCUGCUGGUGUACUGGCGCCAAGGGUGGUUGUGUCGCCGCCCGCAGAACGCCUACUCGAGAGUCAGGGCUGGGCGGACCACCAUAACCGUCACGGAUGACAUGGAGUGGGACAACGGGGACCUUGAGGCGGAUAGCAAAGCGUAGGAGUUUUUGUGGAGUGGAACGAGGGAGGAUUCGAGACCAGUCGUGAGGAGUGCGUGUAGGGGAGGCUCUGAGACUGGUAGGCAAGGGGUGGGAGUUAUGGGGAGUGGAAGAAGAUACUCUGGGGUCUGUUAUGAGGCGUGAGGGACGUGUGGAGUGGGACUAAGUUGGACCUCGAGGCGGAGAGCAAGUCGUAAGAGCUUUGUGGAGUGGAAAGUGAGUCUCUGGUGCCAGAUAGGAGACAUGGGGCAAAGGAGACUGAAACAGGAAGCAAGGGAUGUUAGUUGUGAAGUGUGUAACAACGUAGACUUUGAAGGCGAUAGUUAGGAAGAGUAGUUUGGCUGGAAAUUCAGCAGAAGAGUGUGGUGUGUCACUUUUGUCGUCGAAUGUUGGUUUAUGUUGUGGAGUAUUAAAGUACGGCUCAUAAAAUACAAAAAAAAAUCGUUGCAUAUCUGUAAUAGCUGUAUGAACAGACAGAAACAUAAAAUAGUUUAAGAAUCUUAAACUAUAACUACAUUGCUAUAUAUGAAAAAAUAUGUGUUUUUUUUUACAUAAGAUGUAAUUGUUGUAGUCUUAUUCAAAUCAACGUCAUAAGAUGGUAAUUGUAGAUACAUUACAUUUAAGUGUUUGUGGUUGGUACCAAUUAGUAAGAGGUAAAUAACAGUAGAUUAUGUCUCGUUUACAACCUUCUAUCAUUAUAGAUAAUUGGGUUAUUACCAUUAGUCAACAUACUAUAUUUUCCUCUCUAUUUAUUCACAAUUCCUUAUCAUCGUUUCUUCUAAGUUUUUUUCAUUCUCAAGUAUUUUCACCAGAACAAAAAAUUACAGUAUUUGUGGAUUACGCAAUGAACAAUAGGACUCAGUGAAGGAUAUAACAGCAUUUAUUCAGAUUUUGACGUUUCGUAAACUAAUACUACUAGCCUACUAGCCUCAGAUAUUAAAGUAUGAAUGGAGAUAAACUCCCAUGGUAUAUUGUAGCGUUUUGAACUUUUCGAUAAUGGUUUUCAAAAUGUCUUAGCCAUACCAUGCCUUUGAUAUAUUAUUAAUUUAAGGGGUUUAUAUCCAUUGUAGAUUUAUGCUGUGGGUCCUAUAUUGAUUUGUAAUGAACAGUUGUUUUCUAUUCUUAUAAAGGAAAUGUGUAUUUUCUGUAUGUAUAGUUGUUUUUUUUCAAUAUUCUUCAUGUUUCUGUAUGGUUUAUUAGUAAAGCCUUUCUAAACCGA